Phyllotreta striolata is the source of this 1616-nucleotide messenger RNA. Lineage: Eukaryota; Metazoa; Arthropoda; Insecta; Coleoptera; Chrysomelidae. The record is from the annotation of a GenBank genome assembly.
UGAUAAGUUAGCCAGUCAUACGUAAACACAUCAGUUAUUACAAAAUUCGGGAAUAGACAAUUAAUAAGAAUGUUCCAGCAGGAAUAAUUUUAGUGUAUGGAAUAGCAGUAAUGUUCUAAAUCGUUAUAUAGUUUCACUUUCAUAAAGCAAAGAAAAUGUCUGACUUGGGCGAUUGGUUUAGGAGCGUUCCUCAAUUUACACGUUAUUGGUUCGCUGGAUCUAUAAUAUUCACCCUAUUAGGGCGAUUUGGUUUUGUAAGUCCUUACACUCUCAUUUUAUUAUACGAGCCGUUAAAAAAUUUCCAAAUAUGGAGGCUUGCAACAUGUGUCCUGUACUACCCCAUUCAACAAGCAGGAUUUCACUAUCUCAUCAACCUUUAUUUCCUUUACAAUUAUUCGAGGCGUUUAGAAGAAGGAGUGUACGCAGGUAAACCUGCUGAUUAUCUUCUCAUGUUAAUCUUCAAUUGGACAUGCUGCGUUAUACUCGGAUUAAUAGCGGAAUUACCGAUUUUAAUGGACCCCAUGAUACUUUCAGUUUUGUAUGUGUGGUGUCAACUCAACAAAAACACGAUUGUAUCAUUUUGGUUCGGUACUCGCUUCAAAGCUCUGUACCUACCUUGGGUACUUCUCGCGUUCAACAUGGUCCUCAGCGGUGGAGGCAUCAUGGAAUUAUUCGGGAUAUUAAUCGGACAUCUCUAUUACUUCCUAAUGUACAAGUACCCCCAGGAACUGGGCGGCCCCAACUUACUUCAAACGCCCUCGUUGUUGAAAUCCUUCUUCCCCGAUCAGUUGGGCGGCGUGCACACGUUCGGCGUAGCGCCGCAAAGGCCCGCCUCCACCGCCGCACCGGGAGGCGGCAAUCAAAGGGGCGGAUUCUUCGGAGGCCACACUUGGGGUAGAGGUUAUACGCUUGGGGGAAAUUAAUUGGUUUUUCUUUUAAAUUUCUAAUGUAUAUCUAACAUGAUUUAACCAUUAAUAUUUGUUUGUAUAAAUAAACACUUUAAGUGAGAGAUAUCUAAAUUUAACACUUACACAAUAUGAUUUACUAAUAAAUGCUUCCGCUGGUACUAGACAUCGAACAAUGGGGAUAUUAAGCAUCUGGUUCCGGAUAAACUUGGACUAAUUUCCUUGCCAGUUUUUCCGCCAAUUCCUGUGUACUAGCGCAUAGUACUCGCCUUGAAAAUCUCUUUAAAUCGCCGCCAUCCGGAUCGAUGACGACACCUCCGGCUUCUCUUACUAUCAGUUCUCCUGCGGCGAUGUCCCAAAUGUGGAUUCCGAACUCGAAGUAGGCGUCGGAGCCGCCCGCCGCCACCAUAGCCAUGUUUAAUGCAGCCGAGCCCAAGGAUCUUAAACUGGAAUUAAUAUAUAGAAUUUAUGUAAAUUGCAGGAAAUAAUCGUGCAUUACCCGUGAACUACCGGUAAUAAAUUUUUCACAUUCUCGCAAACUGCAUUCAUUCUUUCGGGCUCUUGGCUGGUCCCGCCUUCCAACAUGAGCAGAGCUUCGGAUAAUUCUUUUGUAUCGGAAACGUGGAUUGGCUCGCCGUUUAGAAAAGCCCCUUGGCCUUUUCGGGCUGUGAAGAGCUGGUUCAACAUCGGGUUGAAAAUUAUACCUAUUUC